Morus notabilis is the source of this 939-nucleotide messenger RNA. Its product is annotated as NADPH:quinone oxidoreductase. The record is from RefSeq and is a predicted model, not a curated record. Gene Ontology annotation, molecular function: oxidoreductase activity; FMN binding. NCBI's taxonomy places the organism in Eukaryota, Viridiplantae, Streptophyta, Magnoliopsida, Rosales, Moraceae. Gene Ontology annotation, cellular component: cytosol. The transcript has 3 exons. Bases 65 to 661 code for a protein of 198 amino acids.
AGGGAAAAACCUGAACUCGCAGAGGAGAGACAGAGACAGAGUCAGAGCAACAAAAAAGUGAAUAAUGGAAGCCGCAGUGACAAAACCGCUAAUCAAAGUCGCGGCUCUUUGUGGGUCUCUUCGUAAAGGCUCUUACCACCGCGGCCUUCUCCGUGCUGCGAUUGAGCUGAGCAAGGAAGAAUCUACACUGAAAGAAGGCUUAGAGAUAGAGUACAUUGACAUCUCUCCCUUGCCAUUUCUCAACACCGACCUCGAAGUCAACGGCACUUUCCCCGCCGCCGUCGAAGCGUUUCGUAAGAAGAUUCUCGAAGCCGACUCCGUUCUCUUCGCCUCCCCCGAGUACAACUAUUCCGUCACCGGACCGUUGAAAAAUGCGAUUGAUUGGGCAUCGAGGCCGCCAAAUGUUUGGACUGAUAAAUCUGCAGCCAUUGUUAGUGCUGGAGGAAGUUUUGGUGGUGGGCGCGCGCAAUAUCAUCUUCGCCAAAUCGGAGUUUACCUAGACCUUCACUUCCUAAACAAACCUGAGUUUUUCUUGAAUGCGUUCCAGCCUCCGGCGAAGUUUGACAGUGACGGAAACUUGAUUGAUCCUGCCUCCAAGGAAGGGCUAAAGGCGGUUCUUCUUGCUCUGCAGGCAUUUACUCUCCGGCUCAAAGGUAACUAGUGUUGAAUCAUGCUUUCUAGUCAAAACUGAAUAAGCCAAUUGUAUAUGGAAUUGAUCCUAUGAAAAGUCGACGAGUCAAUUGGUAAUUUGAAAGAUAUAUUUUCGUUUCUCUUUUUCUUUUCAUUUUUUUUGUCUUUUUACUUGAAAUGUUGUAAAGUUUCUGUGGCAUUUGGGAUUCAGUUCUUGAUUUAUUUUCAUAUUUCGUUUAGAAUGCCAUACUCAGAUACUCUGAUGUGCUGUUUCUAUUGCUAAAAAAGAAGGUUGCACUACGGUUGCAC